Messenger RNA from Moneuplotes crassus, 3281 nucleotides. Lineage: Eukaryota; Ciliophora; Spirotrichea; Euplotida; Euplotidae. The record is from the annotation of a GenBank genome assembly.
AGUUGACAAGAUGGAUAGAGAUCAGAGCGCUGGAUUCAGCAAAAGAUCCAAGCCCAAGCAUUAUUUCCCACAAGAUUUCUUUGGGGAUGAACUCCAAGGUAGUAACAGAUUGAUGCUUCCAAACUUUAGAAGGAAGAGACGGCAAGUUAAAAGUGUAGAUGCUGCUAAAGAUGCUGUAGUUAAGAAUUCCCAGGAGUUCGCAACUCCCUCUAGAGAGGUCUCAGAAAGCCUACAUAUCAGGAGAAAUAGCCAGAGGGAAUAUAAAUUAUAUCAAACUCCGAAGGUCUUUUCAAUAAAUCCUGGCAAUUUUUUGAGAAGAAAUCUCUCUGAACAGAAAGAUAGUAAUUUGGAGUUCAAAAGAUCAGCAAGGAACUUGUACUCAAAACCCCUCUCCUUAAUGGCAAGCAUGAAGAGGAUCGAGCUUGGCUUAGAAGGCCAAGUCUCGACUGAUUCUAAGCCUAAGGCUGCGAAGAAUCUGAUGAAAUUUUAUCCAGAAAUUCACUCUUUCUCUGCAAUGAAGCCUGAAGAGGCGAAGAAGAGAGUUUUCUUCAGUAAGAGGAGAAGACUCCAUUUGGAUGACCUUCCUCAAAGUUUGGAAGUUGGGCCAGGCGUGUUUCAGUUUCAAGAGUCUAGGGAUUUAUCAAAGAUUGUUAAAAAUGCACGUCGUAACAGAAAAAUUAUACUGCCGAACUUAAACGAUAAGAGGGUACCUAAGGUUAGCUUGAAGAACAAUCUUGAGAUGGGGACAACAACUUCUUCUCCUAAUAUCCCGAUAGCUGACUUCAAGUCAGCAUCCAUUAAAGUACCAAGCGACAUGCUAUUUUUAUCUAAGUGAGAAAAAGGUAUCUUUAAACCCUGCGGACCUUUGUCAAACUUGAAAAAUUGUACCAAUGAAGAUAUGGGAAGGACAGCCUAUUUUGGAGAAUAAAUAAGUAAAUUAAUUAUUGGGUUUAAAAGAUUGUUCACUUGCAUCCAGCUUUCCCUGCCUUAGGAGCUCCUACUUUUUUCCCAUUUCUACCUCUCUUUUUGGUGUUCCCUCCUCUACGAGUUGUGCCUUGUUCGUACUCUGAGUCUUCAUCUGAUUUAUUCUGUAGUGCUAUGUCCAUUAUAUCAACACCUUGGCUUGGUUUAUUUUUCUUAGCACCUGUCCUACCACGCUCACGAGAGUAUGAAUCUUCUUCGUCAGAGCUUUUAUCUCUAUGGGCGUUUUUUUGUCUCAAAUUCCUUUGGUCAAUUUCAAAUUGCUCUUCUCUCUGCUUAAGUUGAUCCUCAGUCUUAUUUUCUGAUAGAAUCCAGUUCUUGGUUCCGUUCCUUCUCUUCAGCAAGGUCAUCCAUGAGCUUCUUGCGUUUAUCAGUUUCUUCUUCAGCCUUAUGUAAUAGAAUUUCUUCUUGCUUGGUAGCUUUUUGGAGCUUGAUUUGUAGGUCCUCGUAUUCAUCCUUCUUCAUGACAUUCUCUGCCUCCAUAUCUUCAAGGUUUUCCUCUAACAUUUGAUUCUUUUGCUUCAGAAUAGUGAUUGCUUGGUUCAGCCUGUCCUCGUUCACUUUUUGUUUUUGGUACUCGGUCGUGAGUACAUCUUUGGAAAUUUUUGGAAUAGCUGUGUUGAUGAAUCCUGAAAGGACUUCAACCUUUGCAGGUCCGAUUGAGUUAGCAUUGUAGGCUUUGGUGAAGUUUUCAACAUCAAAUUCUAGGUCAUCCAUGUUGUCCAUUGAGUACCCGUCAUUUCGAAUGGUCAGGUUGAUUUUAGAGAAAGCUUCUCUGGCAACAUCCUCUCAUUUAUUUCCGAGAACUCUCGUAGUUCCUUUUCUUGGUGUCUUUUUCAUUCUGUUCGAUGAUUACUAAGAGUUCUUUUAAGGCUAUUUCCUGGCUGUCUUUGUCAGUUUCUUCAUCGCCAAGCUUGAAACCUUCUUUUAGAAGGUCUAUAGCAUGGGUACGCAUUUGGUAAAGUUUCUCAAGCAGAUCAGCCUCUUCCAGAGGCAUUGCAAUUCGUUUAGCUUGUUGUAUGUAGGCCAUUUUGGAUUUGCUGAAAUACCUUUCUCUUUCAUGAUCAACUACACUUUCCCAAGCAGAAGUGAUAUUUGGAACAGCUCCAUCGUUGAUGGCUUCGACGUACAUUUCAAGGAGCUUUGCAAGGACUUUUCCAUUGAUCCUUUUGUUAUUCAUUUGCUUUAGAGGGCACUCUUCAAAGACUUUGUGUCUCAAUUUAUGAGCCUUUACCUUGAACUCAUCUCUGAGGUCGUUAAAUUGGACCUUGUUUAGGUUAGCAAGCUGGUGUUCCUCGUUGCUGGGACGAACCAAAGUCAUGAGCUCUCUCAUUUUAAAGAAUUUCACUAAAGCAGUUUUGACCUCGGUGUAGUUAUUAAUCUUGCUUUCAAGAUACUCGUUUUCUGUGAUCGAAUGGCCAUUUUCCUUCAUUUCGAGGACAAAGUCUCUAAGAAGCCACAUGAACUUUGGAGUGAAAUUUGAGAUUACUUCAUCUUCUGAAACCCCUUUACCAGCUCUAACAGCAAUGUUUGUGGAGAGUUUUGCAGCCAGUGAAAGAUUGUUUAUCGCAUUUUCAUCAAUCGCACCAAAACUAUUGUAGAUAAAGAAAGAAGAUAUGAGCACCACCAAAGCAAAUAUUUUGCCAUCAUGAGUUGAAUUUUUGUCUAUAGAUCCACUUCCUUCUGUGUCUAGCAGCAAUACAUGCAUAUUUCUGGAUUUUACGAAGGUUGGUGAACCCCAAAUCCAGAUUCCUUGAGUACAUGAGUCAGUUGAUGGACUUACUGUAAACCCUUUGCCUCCUAAUUGAUUGAGGAGCAUAUUUAGAGUGAAUGAUUUACCUGUUCUUUGGGCUCCUGCUAGUGAAACUACUCCAAUAUCCCCUUUUAUACUUCUGAGAACUUUCAUACCUUCUUCUCAAACUUCGAAAGUGGUGAGGUCACUACUUAUUUUAACGAGUUGGACUGGAGCAUUGACUUGAUAAACUUCGUCAGGUUCAUCACUGUCAUCUGCAAAGAACUUAUCUUCUUCAGAUUGAUUGUAAAUGUCAGGGGCCACACUAAAUUCUGACUCAGACUCAUGUUGACCAAUAGUAUCGCUAUCGUAGCUGUCAUUUUCAGACUCAUUCUGUUGUUGUUUCACAGGCGAUAGGCUUGUUUCGAUGUCAUCUCUAAAGUCUUUCUUCUUAUGAGAAUUCAUAAUCAUGUUCAGGGAGAGCACGUUGCUCUCCCUGACCUUGAUGGAUAGCUCUUCAUCAGAGAAGCCACUGAUGUCCUCUUCAUCGUAUGAAAUUUCAGCUGCC